UAAGUGUGUCCCUAAAAGGGAACCCAUAGGAGGCAUGCCUUGUUGGAUCAAGGAAGGGAUUAUCAAUGCUUUUGCCGUGGGUUUGCUGUCUGUCGAGAGAAGUGCGGAAAGCUGUAAUGUUCUGUUGUGGUUCAGUAGAGGAGGAAGAAAAUUCUAUGGCACAUGGAUUUCUGACGACACAAGAAAAACGACCAAUACACCGAAAAAAAGUAAAAACCACACAAGAAACCGCAACAGACACAUAUGUCAAAGGUGAUCAAGCAACGAAUGAAGCAAGUAGUGAAAGUUCCCCCAGUAAUGGUACAGGCUUUACCGGAGCACCUGAUAUGGGUAUAAAAAACAUUAUGAUGGAAAAUUCACACUCUGUUCAAACUGUUGAAAUAAAAAAGAGACCCGGUCAGUCUUUAGGGUUUUAUAUAAGAGAAGGAAAUGGCAUGGAUAGGAAUGGUGGUGUUUUUAUUUCUCGUAUUCAGACUGGAACCGUUGCAGAUAGCAAUGGAUUAUUACAUAUUGGUGAUGAAAUUUUAACAAUAAACAAGAAGGAUGUGUCAAAUAUGUCUCUUGAUGAUGUAGUUAUUCUUAUGUCAAUUCCAAAGAAAUUAACAUUAAAAAUCAGAACUAGAAAGUGCCAUAAGAAAAACAACUCUUGUCCUUCUCUAGCAGUAACAGAACAAGAAACAAAACCUAUUGUAAAUGUGUUUCAUAAAGUACGCUCAUCAUCCGAAACAGCACUAGAAGAAACAGAAAAAGCUGCAAAUCUGGUGGACCCAUUUACUCAAGAACACGAACAUCAACAGUCCAGAAGGAGACAUGAUAGGCCUACCUCAUCACAAUAUGCCAGUAUUUUUAUUUCACCCCACAAAGCUGAAGCUAAAUUACUUUCUGAUGAAGCAGAUAGUGAAAAUUCUAGUGAUGGAUCCUUACCUAGAAGCAUUGAUUCUAAUAGUAAGCAUUAUUAUGUAGGAUAUCGAGGAUAUGCAUCUGAUAGUGCAUAUGACCAAGCCAGUGCAUAUUUCAGUCCAAACCUAUCACCAAAUCAACAUGGGAGUGCCAGUGAUCAGGAAUACUUAAAAUAUAUGUAUUCAGAUGGUGGCCUUCCUAGAAAACUAAUUCCAAAAUCACCAUCUAAAUCUGUAAACAAAAGUGGAUUAAAUAUAAAUUCAGAUUCUGAAAUAUAUGUAGGAGGUCAGCUCCCUAGCUAUCAUGAUGUGACUUCAAAAACAUUAGAAUCAGCAAGGAAAUUUCAAGGGGGUUUGAAAGACAUGAUACACGUAAAAGGGAAAUAUGGCAAAUCACAGCGUAGCAGGUCUCCAGAAUAUUAUAACUCAGAUUCAGAAUUAGUUUUUACAAAUCCUCAAAAAGGUCAUACAGAUAUGAGAGGAUUUGCUUCUGAUUAUGAAACUUAUGCUGCUGGUGGUAGUGAUGAUGAUCCUAUUUAUUGUGUUCCUAAAUUACCAUUUAGUCAUAGUGGCAGUUCCGAAUUAGAAGAAUUACUGAGAAAAUUUAACACUCUUUCGAUGGAAUUGCAGCAGGAAAAAAAUAAACUGCAACGACAAGUGUCUGGAAAAGAUGUAACAGGUAAUGGAUUUACAGCACCAUCUCCAAGGAACGUGGAUUAUUCAUCAGAUGAAUAUGCUUACAUAGGAUCUUCAAGAAUUUUAGGAGGGAAGCCAUCAUCCCCAAUAUCUAUUCAAAAGGCAGCAUCAACACAAACUCCGGGACAAAUGAAAAUGACCCGUAAUAGAAGUGCAGAUUCAGCUCAACGGAGUAGAACAUAUCAUUCCGAUAUGGGAAAACAAGAGCUUUCAACUUCAUAUCAAGAAUCAAAGUAUGUCCCCCCUUCAAUCCAUACAAUGUCAAGGGUAGGGAUUCCUUUAUCAGCAUCUACCUCAUCUACUUCAGAUAGGACCAAGUUUAUAGACACUGAUGGUCAACAUAUAUCUCGCUCAACGUCAAGAUUCAAAGAUCUUCAACUUUCUAGGAAGCCAUUACAAAUACCUUACAGUGAGUUCGAAUUUUAUCGUCCAGAUUUAAGGAGGCGAUUAGAAUUGUCGAAGAAAACGGGUCAAGAUGGAAUUCUUAGUAUUCAUAUUCUCUCAGGACAAGGGCUAAAAUCAACAAAAAUGACUCUAAGGGAUUUAUAUUGUGUUGUAUCUAUAGAUUCUGUGAAUAAAGCACGAACAAUGAUCAGAACUGGUGCUGUAAAUUUCGAUUGGGAUGAGGCUUUCGAUGUUGAACUUGAAGAUUCUAAAGAAGUGUCAUUUCUUAUUUACAAUUGGGAUCCUAAUUUUAAACACAGACUUUGCUUUCAUGGCACCGUUUUACUUCCAUCAAUACUCGAAAAUGGAAAGAAAAAAUGCAUAGCAUUAAAAAUGGAACCAAAGGGCUUGUUAUAUACCACCUUAUUAUAUCAUGAACCAUCAGUUUCCUUGCAGCGACUACCAUCUAUGCGGAAAAAUGGUGUAUUUGGGAAAGAUUUAGAAACUGUGACCAAACAAGAGGGUCAGAAUGUACCUAUGGUAAUUAGAAAGUGCAUUGAAGAAGUGGAGAAACGUGGACUUGAUGUAGUGGGGAUAUACAGGCUGUGUGCUUCAGCUAGAAGAAAAGCCCAAUUAAGAGAAGCUUUUGAGAAGAAUGCUCAAGCUGUUGAUCUUUCUCCAGAAAAUGUAUCAGACAUACAUGUGGUUACAGGUGUUUUGAAAGACUACCUCCGUGAAUUGCCUGAACCACUUUUCACUAACGCUUUAUAUCAGAUGUUACUUGAUGCUCUCAGCGUCCGGUUGCCAAGUGACCCAGAUGGAAGUGCCAAAUUAAUGCUGAGCAUUUUAGAGUGCCUUCCAAAAGCCAACCAGGAGACAAUGGCUGCGGUGCUUAAUCAUUUAAAGAAGGUUGCCAGUAAUGCAGACAAAAAUAAAAUGAACAUUGUCAAUUUGGCAAUAUGUUUUGGUCCGGUGCUUCUUUGUCCAUCACCAGUGUCAUCAGGUGGUACAUCAUUAGAUUUCAAAAAACACAUCGAGGUGCUUAAAUAUUUGCUGGAAAUUUGGCCAGUAAAUUAUGAAAUGGUGAAGGUGUCUAGUCAGUCAUCAAUCAAGAAACAUUGUUCAUGAUAAUAGUUUUACCUAGGGCUUUUUACAAAUAUAUAUUUCAUCUAUCUUAUUCAUGUUAAGUAGAUUUUAAGAAUAUUUCUAUUAACUUUGUAUUUAUAUGCUAUGAUAGGUUAUCAUUUGAAAGAACAAAUAUUUUAGGGACAUUAUUAAAGUUAUAAAUUAUGUGACCAAGUAUCAUGUACUGUUAUUUUAUAAUUGAAUAUGUUUUUUUUUGCAUUUUCAAAGAAACACUUCAAUUGAAGGUGAACACUUUUUUAUUAUUUUUAUUAGCAAUGAAACAUUUAAACUCGAAGGGAAUAAAAAAUCAAGAAAUGCAGUCUGAUAAAAAUUAACAUUGUUAUAGACAAAACUCAUCAAAGACAUUUUUAAACUCAAGAAACAUUUCGUUUCAACUUCUCAAUCUACCUAAAAUCCUUAUCAAGGUUAUAGUUUUGAUGUCUUUACUUUGUACUCAAUAGCUUUGAAAUUAUUGCAAGUAAACUUGGAUUACUUUUAACAUUUUGUAAACACCAAACAGACCUAUUAGGAUUUCGUUUUUUAGC
Mytilus californianus (California mussel) is the source of this 3649-nucleotide messenger RNA. RefSeq names its product rho GTPase-activating protein 100F-like. Gene Ontology annotation, molecular function: protein binding. The record is from RefSeq and is a predicted model, not a curated record. The coding region runs from base 66 to 3107 and encodes 1013 amino acids. The transcript has 6 exons. Gene Ontology annotation, biological process: signal transduction. NCBI's taxonomy places the organism in Eukaryota, Metazoa, Mollusca, Bivalvia, Mytilida, Mytilidae.